CUUGUUUUGAAGCGUAUUAUUGUGUCCCUAGGGUGUAAACUGCAAAAUAAUUUAUUUGUAAAGUCAGUUAAAGAGAAGUUUGCAGAAUGCCAAGGUGCUGUGUUGUUAAAAACUGCGAUACCGGUAGCAGAAAAAGCAAUGAUAAACUACGUAUAUCAUUGUUUCAUGUACCAUUGGAUAAAUCUCUGCGGCAAAAAUGGAUUAAUGUUAUUCCUGAGAUUGAAUGUCUAGGCUCUAGGCAGUUUGUUUGUGAAAAACACUUUGAAGAUAAGGAUAUUCUCACUCCAAAAAUUGAAUCUGAGUUACAUGAAAAUACUAAAAGACCACGUUUAAGUAUAUCCGCUGUGCCAUCCAAGUAUUUAUUUGAUUCAUCAAAUUUAUUGGAGAUGGACAUGCAUGAACUAUCAGAGGAAAUCUCAGAUCACAAUUAUGCUGCAGGUGAAUCAACUACCGACCAGUCCAGUUUAAUUGAUUACUCCGCCAAAUUAACUGUAAUAAGCAGUGCUUGUAUAAGUACAAUUAAUGGUCCACCAACGCUUCAAUCCACAAUAACAUUACCGACAAUGUGGAAUGUGAUUGAUUUAACAUCAGGAGCAGGGGAACGAUUAUAUUUUACGCAUGUAAAGUGCACUGAUGUUCCCUAUGUUGAUAAAUGCGUUCUUAUCGAUGCAAAUCGUAAUAUUCAGUACUUUAUACAUAAUAAACCUGUAUCAUUGGCAUCCAAGAAAUGUCCGAGCGUGUUAUGUGACGUUAAAUCUUUAGUACACAUCUUAACUCAUUUUGAAAAUCAGCGCGUUUGCAUAGGUUUGGAAAAUGACCACAUUGGACACUUAUCCGAUAACAAAGCAUACAAAGAUAGUUUUGAAACAUGGCGGCAUAAAAAUUGCACUCUGCUUGCCACAACUAAGUACUGUAUAUUCUGCUGUAGAUUAGUGCACAACUUGAAACAAAAGUAUGCAAAUAUCGAUGAGGAAAAUCGACACUCAAAAGACACCAUUGAAAAGUUAAGACUUAUAAAGUUACGCAAGGAUAUUUUGUCUGAACGCCGGCAAAAAGCUCGAGCGAAAAUGCAAGUGGAAUCGUUAACUAAUGCUUUAACUGCAGCCAAAGAAGAAAUUGCGUCUAUUCGAAAGGAAUCUAUCGAAACAAAGUGCAACGCUCUGAAUAUGAGCGCAUCUGAGAGAUUAGCAGUAACAGAGAUUAUUUCGGCUGCUUCAAAGAAAGACACCAGCGGACAUCGAUAUAGUGAGGAAUGGUUAAAUCUUUCCAUGCAGAUGAGUAUGAGAUCGCCAUCGUUUUACAAUUUUCUUAGAGAAACCAAAAUUCUACCACUGCCAUGUAUGAAAACUGUAAAUAAGUAUAUUUCACAAAUGGUGGAAAAUUCAGGUUUAAAUUCACCAGUUUCAAAUAUUGUAGAGACAAUAGAAAUAGAAAUUGAAAAUACAUAAUUAUCAUAAAAUACAGUAGCAAUUUUAAAAGAGAAUAAAUUGAUUAUUUCA
Molecule: messenger RNA, 1499 nt
Organism: Dalotia coriaria
Lineage: Eukaryota; Metazoa; Arthropoda; Insecta; Coleoptera; Staphylinidae
Exons: 4
Coding region: 87-1448 (453 amino acids)
Source: RefSeq, a predicted model, not a curated record